UAAUGUCAUUGGCCCGCCGGUAUUGUCGUUAAUAUUUUCUGUGUACGUCAAGAGGUGUUUUUAAACUACAAUACAAUAUAAACAAUAUUGUUUAUUAAUAGAAAAAAUGGCAUUUACUCUCUGGACUCUAUUCGAAGCUUCCCUUUUGUGCCUUAAUGCUAUUUGUGUACUACACGAGGAAAGGUUUCUAAUAAAAAUUGGAUGGGGAGCUAGACAAAAUAUUCAAGGAUUUGGUGAAUCUCCUACAAUAAAAUCACAAAUGUUAAAUUUAGUCCGAUCUAUCAGAACGGUGGCGAGGUUUCCGUUAAUAUUUCUCAACAUAUUAACUAUAGUGGUGAAAAUGAUACUUGGAUGAUGAAUAAUACUUCUUUCAAAUUAAUGUAAGCUAUCAAAUCUUUAUAUUUAUUGUAAACGAAUUUACGUAAUUUAAAAUAAAAUAAACCGAAUUUUUCUACUUGAAA
Molecule: messenger RNA, 461 nt
Organism: Leptopilina heterotoma
Lineage: Eukaryota; Metazoa; Arthropoda; Insecta; Hymenoptera; Figitidae
Product: immediate early response 3-interacting protein 1
Exons: 3
Coding region: 107-355 (82 amino acids)
Biological process (GO): endoplasmic reticulum to Golgi vesicle-mediated transport
Cellular component (GO): Golgi membrane; endoplasmic reticulum membrane; COPII-coated ER to Golgi transport vesicle
Source: RefSeq, a predicted model, not a curated record